AAUGUCCCCCGAAAAUAUGUAAUAAAAUCUCUUUCGUCUUUGUCUCCACCACUUUGACAUCAAAACUAAACCCUUCUGUUUCACUUGUUGUGUCUCUACCGAUUCCGCAAUGCUAAUCUCCGGCGAAUCUCCGAAGCGGACUCUUUGAUUUCCCGGCGUCUCUCUCGAUUUUCCCGUUCUAUUCAUUCGUUUCUCCGUCCGAUCCAGCCAGGCUUUUCCUUUUGUAACAUCAAUUCUUUUUUUUUUCCAGGCAUUAAGGUCUCUGUUAAUAUCUGGGAACAUUAUGUCGGAGCGUAACGGAUCCAAAGAAGAGGGCUUUCAGCUAAACGGGUGUUGUACAACUCUAAACGGAAGUUCCAGCGAGCCUGGUCUAGAGGCUGAGCGCGAAACCGAGAUGAAGAACAAUAAAACGUUAAAGGCCGAGGUCAACAUUACCCGGAAGGUUCUCCGCUCAGGGUCAGUGUCAACUGAUAGUGACAAGCAUGAUGUGGCUGUGGAAGAGAAAGAAGAUCUAAGUGAGGUUGUCAACAUUGAUGAGGUGAAAGAAGGGAAGGCUGCUGAGUCUGGUUCUGUGGCUGUGGAAGAGGAAAUAAAGGGAGAUUUAAGUGAGGUUGACAAAACUAGUGAUGGAUUUUCUGUGAAAGAAGAAGCGAAACAACGUGAGCUUGUUGAAUCUCCUGUGCCUAAGGAGCCACAUGGAAAAGAAGCUCAAGUUAAACGCAAAAGAGGACGGCCUCGGAAACUGCAGAUCAGCAGCAGCCAAUCUGUUGGUAUUGAGGAGAAAAAAGAAGCAAGUCCUGGAGCUGAUUCCACGAGUCAGGUUGAAGUUGAAACAAAGAAGGAUAGAUCAAACGAUGAAAAUGGUCAUGCUGAUGCUGAGGAGCUUAAAGUCAAACGUAAGCGGGGAAGGCCUAGAAAGUUUCCCAUCACAGGUCAAUCUGACACAAACUGUGAAAUUGCAACAACAACAACAACUCCAGAUAUGGGUGAUGAAUCCAAGAGACCAAAGCGUAACUGUGGAGGCAGGGCUAAGGGACCUGAGUCUGGAGGAGGCAAAUGCAAGCGUGGAAGACCAAAGACGAAGAAGAAACCUCGGGAGAGAGAUGAUGAAUCAGAUUGUAAAGCAACAAAAAGACUGAAGCCUUGUUGUGAGAACAGACCUUUAAGUGAUGAUGGGAGACGAUCUAAAUUAGAAUCUAAGAAAAAGCUGAGUGACCGCAUACUUGAGUUACUUGUAGCUGCUGGUUGGAGAGUUGAAUACAGGCCCCGGAACGGGAAAACAUACAACGCUGCAGUUUAUGUGAAUCCCGAGGGAAAGACUCACUGGUCAGUGACCAAAGCUUAUGAAGUCUACAAAAUGAAUCUGGACCAAGUAGACUCUGCUCUUGGCUUGCUUCCAGAAGAGGACCUUGACCUUUUAAGGAGAAAAGCUCAGAAGAAACGGAGCGAUACAGGUAAGCCGAGGUCAAAAAACUGGAAGGACACAGAUACUAAUGAAGAUAUGGUCUCCAGAAAGGGAAAAGCGCAGAAGAAACGAAAAGGUUCACACAACUCUGAAAGAAGUUUGGUUUCUGUCAGAAAAAUAAAGAGGGAAGAAAAACAUAAAAGAAAGCGCUGUGCUUUGUCGGCUCGCAGUUCUUUGUCGGAUGCAGAUUCCAACGAGAAUGGGUACAUUUUAUUUGAAGGAAAACGCACCAUACUGGGAUGGAUGAUUGAUUCAGCCAUUGUGCCACUUAACGGGAGAGUUCAGUGCAUGAACUGCGAAAACACAGAAGUUCUUUCAGAAGGAAUGAUCACAAAAGAAGGUAUUCGAUGCAACUGCUGUGAUGAAGUAUUCUCUGUUCUUGAUUUCGAGGUUCAUUCUGGAGGGAAGCACAACCAGCCGUUCAAAAGUCUGUAUUUAGAGGGUGGGAACUCUCUCUUGCAGUGCUUUCUUGAGUCUUGGAACAAACAAAGCGAAGCAGUGCUUAAAGGGUUCCAUACAGUGGAUUUUGGUAGUGGAGAUCAGAAUGAUGAUACAUGUGCUAUAUGCGGGGAUGGGGGAGAUCUUACCUGCUGUGAUGGUUGCCCAUCAACUUUCCAUCAGAGCUGCUUGGGCAUUAAAAAAUUCCCAUCUGGUUCCUGGUUUUGUUGCUACUGCUCAUGCAAAUUUUGCGAGAAAGUUGAGGCAGGCAUUACAACUCUUUCCCCCUUGUUGAGGUGCCAACUAUGUGAAGAAAAAUAUCACCAAGCAUGCAUCAAGCAAGAUGGCACGGUACCUGUUGAAACUAGUAGUACUCAUCCAUUUUGUGGAAAGUAUUGUCAAGAGUUAUUCGAGGGACUUGAGUUACUAAUUGGAGUAAAACAAUCAUUACCUGAGGGCUUCUCCUGGACAUUGCUUCGCCGCUUUGAGAUCCCUCGUGAGUUUGUUUCCGAUAGUGAGAAGAUUGCAUAUAAUGCCAAACUGGCUGUUGCAUUUUCUGUUAUGGAUGAGUGCUUUUCACCUUUAGUUGAUCACAGGAGUGGUGUCAACCUGCUUGAAAACAUCGUCUACAAUUUUGGGUCGAACUUCCAUCGACUAAACUACAGCAAUUUUCUCACGGCUGUUUUGGAGAGGGGUGAUGAAAUCAUUGCCGUGGCAUCUAUCAGGAUCCACGGCAAUCAACUGGCAGAAAUGCCGUUUAUAGGAACACGCUACAUGUACAGGCGUCAAGGGAUGUGUCGUCGGCUAAUGAACGGCAUUGAAUCUGCGCUUGGCUCUCUCAAAGUAGACAAAUUAGUCAUACCAGCAGUGCCAGAACUCAUGGAUACAUGGACUAAAGGCUUUGGCUUCACCCCUGUUGGUGAAUCAGCCAGAAAAAAUAUUAAGAAUCUGAACUUGGUGGUGUUCCCUGGUGUUGACAUGCUGGAGAAAUCAUUGGCCAAGGACAACGGUGAACUGCUGCUGGCAGCUGAGAUGAGUCUGCCUGUACAUACUGAGGAAAGUAAACCUGAGGAUUGUGCAUCUGCUGAUGUUGAAUCCCAUUGUUACCAAGUUGAUAGCGGCUUGAAAUCGAUGGAUAAUGAUACAGAAUCGAAUCUGAAGUUGCUUAGCGGGUCCUUGGAGGAGAAAGAAGAGAUUGGGAUUGGGAAAAUAGCAGCAGAUAAAGAGGUCGAUUUUCUUCCUGUUGUUGUAGUUGAUAACCAAAGAGAAUCUAACUCGGGAGUUAAUGAUGAUUCUCAUGAGGACCAAACUGAUACAAAAAGACAGCAAAAUGGUGAUUUAAAAAGCUCUGGAGUUGAAGCUAAGGGUACAGAGGAGCCAGAUGAAGAUUCUGAUUGUUACAUACUAGAAAAUUCUCAGCCACUUGGUAAUGGUGGUACAGAGAAAAAGAUUGGUAACAAAGUGGCUUCCAGAUUGAGAGUAUCACCUCGACUGAUUCAAGGAUCAUGGGGAACGUCGAGGGUGAACAAAAGGUACACAGGUACCAGUGCCCUGUUGAUCGGCUCUUCACAUGGCAGACAAACGGUGAGGCGCAGAUGAAAGAAAAGUAGUUAGACUAUUAUGCUAAUUGCAGUGCUUUAGUAGUUUUAUUUAUGACUCAGAGCCAGAGGUCAAGUAAAACCUUGCACUUCUCAGUGCUUAUUAGAUUUUAUUUUUAUUUUUUGGGUAGCAGACCAAUUAAUUUAUUUCAUGGGUAUUUUGUAAUAUCAAACAUUGAGCUGCUUCAUCAUCUUAUUUAUCAAAUGUGGAAACAUCUUCUGGCU
This is a messenger RNA of Raphanus sativus (radish), 3726 nucleotides long. RefSeq lists its product as uncharacterized. Gene Ontology annotation, biological process: negative regulation of DNA-templated transcription. Gene Ontology annotation, molecular function: DNA binding; transcription corepressor activity; acyltransferase activity, transferring groups other than amino-acyl groups. Bases 284 to 3502 code for a protein of 1072 amino acids. Lineage: Eukaryota; Viridiplantae; Streptophyta; Magnoliopsida; Brassicales; Brassicaceae. The transcript has 10 exons. The record is from RefSeq and is a predicted model, not a curated record.